UCCUGAUUCCACUUCUGACUUUCAUACCAGUCCUUCGUCCCAGCGGCCAAGGAAGUGUAACAUUCCUAAGGCAAUUUGGAGAUGAAAAGAAGUCAGACAGACACGCAGACACGACGACCAGCGAACAGGAGCAAAAGUUCGCCUUCGCGGGAACGAGCAAACCACAGGAGUCGUACACGGGCCCCAGAUUUCACGAGAACACGGACGCGCUCCUCAGACAGGUCGAGAGCGACGUCUACCACACCAGGCAGUUCGUUUUAGCGCAGCUCCGACGAUUGCAGACUCAAGCAGCAAGCGAAAAUAGGGAAAACUUCGCCAAUGUUAUCGAGGAUGUUAAACAUUAUUUCAGCGUGACGCAAUCCGACCUCUGGAGGUUUCGCAAAGAGUCCGGUCUUCACGCUUGGCAGAAGAGUGAGGCGGAGAAACUUACCAGUCUGGUGCAAAAUCGGAUCCACGCGUUGCAGAAUCCCGCGGAUUGUAAAUCUGCCAAGAAACUCGUUUGCAAUCUGCCUGUCCCACCGAAGGGCCGAGGAAUAGGCAGUCAGCUUCACCAUUUUUGCUACUGCUUCCUUGCUGCAUACGGGACACAGAGAACGCUCAUCGUUAAUGAAAGGAAAUCGAAAAUGGAGUUUAGCACGGGUACCUACUUUCUCCCCCUAAGUGAAAACUGCACAUACACUAAUAUGAGUGCUACGUGGCCAGGCAUAAGCUCCUCCUCCUCCCCUGUGGUGCAAUUUCCCGACUCCGACAAACCCAAACCACGGCCGAAUUACUUCCCACGGUCAUUGCCUCGGGACUUCGGCCAGCGCCUCGUCAAGGUCCACGGCGACCCCUUCGCCUGGUGGAUGGGGCAGUUCUUCAAGUACGCCAUGAGGAUGACCGAAGGAUUCCAGGAGUACGUCGAGAAGCUAGGGGCUCGUCUAGGCUUCGAGAGUCCUAUUGUGGGAAUACAAGUCAGAAGAACAGACAAGCUGCUUCUCGACUCAAGAUUCAUAGAACUGGAAGAAUACAUGGAGAUCGUGGACGAUUUUUUCGACGACCUGGAGGUUCGAGGGACGAAUGUGACGACUCGUAGGAUCUACUUGGCCACAGACGACCCGGAUGUCCUCCAGGAAGCGAAGAAGAAAUUCCCCAACUAUAAGUUUGUAUUCAACGAAGACAGCGUAGCGUCAGCCAGCUUGGGACGAAGGGGGAGCGUGGACAACAUGAAGUACCUCAUGGCCGACAUCCUUUUCCUCUCUCGUUCCGACUUCCUCGUCUGUGGCAUGUCGUCCAAUAUAUGCAGGCUGGCGUACGAGCUCAUGCAGACCCUCCACUCGGACGCCACGCGGAAGUUGGUCUCCUUGGAUUUACCUUUCUGUAUCCACGGCCAGACCGCCCAGGAGGUCGAGGCGAGGUUCCCCCACACGCCUCGUAGCGGCAGAGAGAUCGCGCUCCAGAAGGGCGAUCGCGUGGUGAGAUCUGUGCAUUACUACAGCAGGCAUCGCAAUUAUCACGACGGUUUCUGGCACGGAACCAAUCUGAGAACGGGAAAGUCCGGCUUCUACCCAAUUUACAAGACGUUUGAAGUCCACUCGCUCGCUGACACGCUACCCUUCGACUGGAUUGACAGGAGGGAAGAGCAGUUAGGGUUAGAUUUGCGAAAGAACUUUAAGUAACAGUUACCUGGUUUAUCUUGAAAAAAA
Messenger RNA from Penaeus vannamei (Pacific white shrimp), 1685 nucleotides. The record is from RefSeq and is a predicted model, not a curated record. Lineage: Eukaryota; Metazoa; Arthropoda; Malacostraca; Decapoda; Penaeidae.